Messenger RNA from Fraxinus pennsylvanica, 882 nucleotides. The record is from the annotation of a GenBank genome assembly. Lineage: Eukaryota; Viridiplantae; Streptophyta; Magnoliopsida; Lamiales; Oleaceae.
AUGGCUGGUGCUGCUAUAAGAAUUCAUGAAGCUGCCGGAAAGAUGAGGCAAAUCUGCCGGAAAAUAGUCCACGUCAAUAUCCGGCGGAGCAUACUAGACAAAGUUUCAGCAUUCCGGCAAUUCUUUAGAUUCAUUUGGGACAGAAUGCUUGUUUGUUCAAUAGGGAGGCCUAUUCGAUAUAGAAGAUUGUCUCAAAGAUCAUGUAAUUCUUCUUCGCCGUCUGUGGAAGCUAUAGAGUCUUGCUUAGGGCAUGAAGAAGACCCCAUCACUAUUACAUGCAGCAGUAGCAGCUAUGAAGACAUGAGUGAUUCAGAUUUAGUAGCCUUAAAAAUCAGUCUUUUGGGUGAUUGCCAGAUUGGAAAAACAAGCUUUAUGAUAAAGUAUGUAGGGGAUGAACAAGAAAAAAGAGGAUUGCAGAUGAAAGGAAUAAAUUUAAUGGAUAAAGUCCUACAUGUUCAAGGUGCAAGGAUUGCUUUUAGAAUAUGGGAUGUGGGAGGUGACAUAAGGUCGUUUGAUCAAGUUCCAAUUGCUUGCAAAGAUGCCGUAGCAAUUUUGUUUAUGUUUGAUCUUACCAGUAGAUGUACGCUCAACAGUAUUAUUGAGUGGUAUAACGAAGCAACAAAGUGGAAUCAUACUGCAGUUCCUAUAUUAAUUGGAACGAAGUUUGAUGAUUUUGUCCGACUCCCACCAGAUAUUCAAUUGACUGUUGUGACUCAGGCAAGGGCAUAUGCCAGGGCAAUGAAAGCAACCCUUUUCUUCUCAAGUGCAACACACAACAUCAAUGUCAACAAGAUCUUCAAGUUCAUCAUGGCCAAGCUCUUUAACCUGCAAUGGACUCUAGAAAGAAAUUUGACAAUUGGUGAACCCAUUAUCGACUUCUAA